Messenger RNA from Schistosoma margrebowiei, 1890 nucleotides. NCBI's taxonomy places the organism in Eukaryota, Metazoa, Platyhelminthes, Trematoda, Strigeidida, Schistosomatidae. The record is from the annotation of a GenBank genome assembly.
GGAUUGUUCAACUGUUGCGUUAUAUAUGUAUAGUCCGUCUGAGGUUGUCGCUAAGUGACCUCUAAGACUAAAAUAACAUCAACAGUAUCGUUUUUCCUUGAAACAUGGUCCCAUCAAAAAAUGACAUAAAGUUCACAUGGCUUGCAGCUUGUUUUGUCAGUUUAUAUGGUCUAGGAUCAUGGAUUGUUGUUAAUGGAUUAUGGGUUGAACUACCGUUAUUGGUCAAUGUUCUACCAGAAGGUUGGAGUUUGCCUGCUUACCUGAUAAUCAUUAUACAAAUAGCAAAUGUGGGACCAAUGGUCUAUGUUCCGUUGACAAAAUUUUUCCAAGCUAAAACAAAUGGAUUUUGUUCACGUUGUUUACAACCACCUGAAAGGAUAACCAACUAUUUAAUACUCGCUGUCGGUCUAAUAUCAUGCAUAUUGAUUUCGCAGUUUUGGAACUCGGUAGCUUAUGUAUCAAUAUUAAAACCCGGUUACCAUAGUAUUGGAUUAUUUGUUUUAGCUUUGUUUGCUUCAAUUGUUGAUUGUACAUCAUCGGUUACAUUUAUUACCUAUUUGAAUGGAAUGCCUCAAUUGUAUGUAGGUGCAUUACAUUUCGGUGAAGCAUUUAGUGAUUUAGUUCCAAGUAUAUUAGCCCUUAUUCAAGGAGUUGGGUCAGAACCGGAAUGUAUCAAUAAAACAGUUAAUGAUACACUUCGUGUGGUCCCCUUUUAUCCACCACCACGUUUCUCUGUCAGUACAUUCAUAUAUCUAUUAUGUAUUGUUUUAUUGAUAUCUUUAACUGCAUUCACAUUAUUGGAUUGUUCACCUAUUGGUUUAGGUCAAGUUAUUCAUGAACAUUAUCGAAAAACUAAUUUCAUAUUAAAAUCUAAUGCAAAUAUUCAUAGCAUAAGUCACAAUAAUCUAGAAAGAUUUAAAUCAAAUGAAGAUCAACAUAUUUCUAAUGAUAUCUUCGAAAACAGUCAAAAUGUUGAUGUUUCUGUGUUGAAUCAUAUUGAACAAACUGUACAGUCUCAUAAUGAUGUUAAUAUUACAAAACAGCUUGGACCAAACACAUUUUUAUCAUGCUUACUUAUCAUUUACAUUAGUGCAUCAAAUUAUGGAUUUCUACCAGCCAUACAAUCUUAUUCAUGUGCUGCAUAUGGCUCGCUUACAUAUCAUUUAGCAGUUACACUGUCAGGAUCAUUCUCUGCUGCAAUGACAGUAUUAACUACAUUUCUUGUCAAUCAUUAUUCUAGGGAAAUAGAUAGUACUGAUGAAUCAACAUUCGAAAAUUUGCAAACUAUGAACCAUGAAUUAAAUGAACAGAAUCAAAUUUGUUACAUACAAAAACCUGACAUAAUUAUGCAUAAUGCAUAUACGCGUUCACUUCAAAAUAAAUGGAUUGGUAUUUCACUCAUCUCUUUGUUACCUGUUGCUUACGUUAUAUAUUUGGCGAGUUCAAGUCCCAAUCCACCAUAUUUGGGUGGUUUCGGUUCUGCCACUGCUAUCUUGGCUUGGAUUGCGAUACGCUGUUUGUUUGCCAGUUUGCGCACAUGGAUAUGGAUGAGUUUGUCUAGCCAUUCCCAUAGACCAACGCGACUCAGAUUAGCUGGGUUAUCUACACAAUUCGGAGCAGCACUCGGUGCAAUCUUAGGCUUCAUAUUAGUUGUUUAUUUUCAGCUAUUUAAAAAUAAACUACCUUGUCUUCAAGUGUAAUUUUUAUUGAAACUCAUGUAAUGUCUUUCAUACAACAUAUUUAUGUAUAGAUCAUAUUUCAGAAAUGGCAAAAAUACAUUAUUGUUGAUUACUUAGCUAGUAUUUUUAGAAACUUAUUCCUGUGUAUUUAUGAAUAAUUUAUUGUAGGUAUCUUAUAAUGUUUUCGUAAUUAUAUACUGCUUAUCCGUGA